CUGUGCAAUUGCAGGAGCUUGCUCCACUAUGAAGUCUAUGCGAAAAUUUUACCGCUCUCAUUUGGCAAUCCCAUUUCCAUUUUGACUUAUUUUUGCAGAGAGCCAUUUCCAAGAAUGAAAGAGCCCCCCAAACAAGCGGUUUGUUGACGUGAGACUGUUUUUUACACUCCUAAGUGGAUGAGUGAGGACUUGACUUGAUUGCUUUGAGGAAGGUGCUGUCUUCAACGCAGCAAAAGAAUCAAAAUGUUUAAGUAGGCGUGUUGUUGUAAUUCUGUUUUAAUUCCGCUUUGCAAGGUGCUCAGUUUCAUUGUAUCUCUCCCUUCUCUCCGCCUUGUGACUGCCACCCAUCAGCCGGCUUUUCAACUGACCGUUGCUUACUGUCUGCUGCCAAGUUGAGUUUCAAGUGUUGAAAAGAUAAAUUUCUCCGCUCGUCGGGUUAGAUUCUCAACUUUUCGACUCGUUUGUGCCGCUCGCCUUGUGAUCUUUUUGCCUUUAGCUGCUACAACAUUUCGCUAAUAUGAUUUGUUGUUGGCGCUUUUUGCUAUUGUUUUUUGGCUGGCUCGUUGUGAAUGGCCGUUUACUCGUCGCUCAGGCAAUUGUCGCCUCCAUCGAUCAGCUGCUGCUGCUGCUGCCGUUGCGGCCGCCACCACUUGCUGUCUUUCAGCUUGCCACUCGAGUGCGUUUCGCACAGUCGACCCCAACAACACAUCGCCGCCGUUCGCUCUGUUUCAAUUUAUACUGCCGACGCUUUCGUCCAGCUCGUCGCUUCGUUGCCAAUGAAACGCUACCGCCUCCGUGGCUAUCAGCACGUCUUAGCUGUUUUUACCAAAUCCGCCAAACAACUGUUUGCGGCGCGUUUGCUAUGUUGCGCCUAAGCUAUGUCGCUCGCCGUUAACUGAGCAGCGCGUACGACUGGGGCGAGCAGGCGCCACCUGACAUUUCGCCAAUAGCCGCCGUUUGGCAUCUUCAUUCAUUGGUCAGCGUGACAAUGGAGCGGUUGUCGUGUUAACGGAUUUUCGAGUUGUCGCCGUCGCCACUUUACGCAUUGUAAACUCGUACGCGGAGCGUGUUGCACGCGUACACUAAAAUCGAAAAGCGAAACAGUUCGACCAAAGAAUUCAAAUAUGAAACCUAAAGUACUGCAAUAGUUUGUUGAACAAAAUGAAAACCGGAAAUUACUUGAAUCGCAAAGUUGAAAUCAGUGUAAAUUUUUCGAAAUUGUGAUGACAAAUAAAGUUUUGAAAAAAUUAAAAAAAAUCUCAGAAACUAUUAACGAUUGUAAGUAAGAUUUUUACACUUAUAAUAUCCCCAGUGUCCGUUUGAGUGAAAAUAAAAUAAUUUUCCAAGUGUUAACAUUAAGAUAAAAUGCUUCUGAGCAACAGCUCGUCUGAAGCACAGCAACAACAACAAACCGCAUCAGCGUCAUCGCCGCAAACCCACUUUAGACAGCAGAAGCUGCACGAUAAUCAACACCACCAGAGUCAACAGGAAAGACGAAAUUUCGCCAACAAUAACAAUAACAACAACUACUACUACCAUAACGAAAAGCAUAAUCUGAAUUAUUUGCCCGCUAACGUGACACAACAGGUCCCGACACCAGCGUCAGCCUCAGCAUCAUCGAAAUCCACACCCACCACCGCUGCCGCCGCCGCCGUGGCAGCAGCCGCUGCAGCUGCCACAUUGUUGUUAAACCAAUCUGGCGUUUUCGCAACAACUGCCGACGCGGCAACUAGAACAGCGACAGCCACCACAAAUAUCAUCAACGGUAAUUCCAGUGUCGGCGCCACGGAUUUCUCAAUCGCUGCGAUAAUGGCGCGAGGCGCGAACGCCUCGAGCCGCGAACCAUCCGAAAGGAGCUUGAGUCCGCUUUCGGUGGAACCCUAUCCCGAGCCAGACGAUGACGUCGAUGUGGAUGUGGACGUGGUGGACUGUAGCGACUCCGAGUCGCCGUCGGGGCGCGCAAUGCGUGCCCAUCACCGCCAUCAGUUGCAGCAACAGCACCUGCCACAGGCGCACCACAAACUACAACGGCACGCGCACCACAGUCAGCAUAGCGCCAGUGUUAGUAACGGUGAUAGCACCGGUGUACAACAACAGCAAGCAAGGCGUAGCAGCAGUCGGGGGCGUGCUUCACCGCAGAGCCCCAACAGCUCCACCGCGAACGACGAGGAUCGCCUGUCGCCGGAGCCCGCGCAGGUAAAACGCAAAUCUGCACCGAAAAUUGUUGGCUCCUGCAACUGUGAUGAGCUGCUGCCGGUGCAAUGUCACCUGGAGACGAAGGAACUGUGGGACAAGUUCCACGAAUUGGGCACUGAGAUGAUAAUCACCAAAACGGGGAGACGUAUGUUUCCCACCGUGCGCGUCAGCUUCUCAGGCCCUCUGCGUCAGAUACAACCACCCGACCGUUACGCUGUGGUGUUGGAUGUUGUGCCGAUGGAUUCACGACGCUAUCGAUAUGCUUAUCACCGCUCAUCAUGGCUAGUUGCGGGCAAAGCGGAUCCACCGCCGCCAGCGCGGCUUUAUCCACAUCCCGAUUGUCCCAUAAGUGUGGAGGCGCUGAGAAAGCAAGUGGUCUCCUUCGAGAAAGUGAAACUGACAAAUAACGAAAUGGACAAAAAUGGGCAGAUCGUACUGAACUCCAUGCACCGUUACCAGCCGCGCAUACAUCUAGUGCGGCUCGCCCAUGGGCAGAAUAUACCCACAAACCCGAAGGACCUGCAGGAGCUGGACCACAAAACUUUCGUUUUUCCGGAGACGGUAUUCACAGCGGUCACGGCUUACCAAAAUCAAUUAAUCACAAAGUUGAAAAUCGACUCAAACCCAUUCGCAAAGGGAUUUCGUGACUCUUCGCGUCUGACGGACUUUGAUCGCGACCCCAUGGACUCAUUUUUGCUCGAGCAGCACCUGCGCUCGCCGCUGCGCUUCUUUCCCGACCCGUUAAUGGCGCAGCUGUCGCCGCAAGAAGCCGACGCCGCCUCGCUGGCAUUUCUGGAGAAGGCGCGCCAGCAUCUGCAAAUGUUUGGCCGUUCGCCGUACACGGAAAUGCUGCUGCCGCAACUGUACCAGCGCCCGCCCGUGCUGAACGCCUUCAACAUUGGCAUGUGGCAGCAGCAGUGGCCGCAGCUGACCGCCGGCUUCAUAGCGAGCGCCAAUCAACAGGCAGUCGCUGCACAAGCCGCCGCCGCCGCUGCAGCAGCGGCCAACGCAUGCCGCACGCCACCACCACCCCCGCCAUCGUCCAUCAUGGUUGGCGUGCCACCGCCGCCACCGGCCACUACACCCUCCUCGUCCGGUUCGGCCUCGCCGGAUAUGCGUAUUAGGCACUUUCAGCGCUACAGCCCGUAUCAGGUGCCGCAUCCACAGCAACAACAGCAGCAAGUGCCGCAGCAGCCGCCGCCACUAACGCGCUCGCCUCCACUAUGAGGAGCGGUCUGAAGCGUGCGGGGAUUUAAAUGUGCAAUCUGAUAUUUUGCUUUUAAUUUCAUCGAUUAUUGAUAUGCUUUUUGGCGUUGCCAGCUUUGUGCGCGCAUGAAAAAAGGAGCCGGUUGUGGUUUCGUUUGGCGUGAAUUGUAGAAUAUUUGGAUGUGCGUUUGCAGUAUUAAAAUUAUUAAAAUUAGGCAAUUGCGAUAAUGAUUAUGUAAUGUAAUGUAAAAAUGCUAAUUCAAAUGAAAUCUGUUUAAUUUAUUGUAUUUGUAAAAACGGUACUUUAUUUAUAUAUGUUCCUAAUCAAUUUGUAUAUGUAUGUAUGUAGUUGAUAAUAAAAAAUAUUUAGAAAUAUAUAAUAAAUGUAUAAAAGUAUGUCUAGCAUUGUAAAACUAAAACAAUAAUAAAUUAAUGAGCUUUCAAAAAUUAUUUAAAAAAAAUAGAAUCAAGCAAAGCA
Bactrocera dorsalis (oriental fruit fly) is the source of this 3880-nucleotide messenger RNA. It is a transcript of the gene H15, whose product is annotated as T-box protein H15. NCBI's taxonomy places the organism in Eukaryota, Metazoa, Arthropoda, Insecta, Diptera, Tephritidae. Bases 1366 to 3423 code for a protein of 685 amino acids. The transcript has 6 exons. Gene Ontology annotation, molecular function: RNA polymerase II cis-regulatory region sequence-specific DNA binding; DNA-binding transcription factor activity, RNA polymerase II-specific. The record is from RefSeq and is a predicted model, not a curated record. Gene Ontology annotation, biological process: heart development; regulation of transcription by RNA polymerase II; cell fate specification. Gene Ontology annotation, cellular component: nucleus.